Molecule: messenger RNA, 4481 nt
Organism: Belonocnema kinseyi
Lineage: Eukaryota; Metazoa; Arthropoda; Insecta; Hymenoptera; Cynipidae
Exons: 3
Coding region: 98-4108 (1336 amino acids)
Source: RefSeq, a predicted model, not a curated record
UUCUUUGUGAUUACAUUGUUGAGAUUUGUGCACAUUGUUGUUGUGAAUAAACAUAAAAAAAAGUAUAAAUUGUGUUGUUGAAAAAAAAAACAGAAAAAUGGAAGGCAGUCGGGUUCGAAAGAAUUGGAAACAAAAGAAAAAUCGUACACUUGUGGCAACAGAUCGUCGAUGUCCCAAGCCAUCUCGUCUUGUCGUAACUGACCAAAAAACUAACAUUCAAUUUCUCAUCGCCCCAGAUGCUCAAGUAAGUCUCUUUCCCAAAUAUCUCGUUGCGGAAAAUUCCGAGGAAAUUGAACAGAGCCAAGUUCUUGUGAACAAUUCCGGUUCGAUUAUCCACACUUUUGGCCAAAUCACGCGUGAAAUCGACCUUGGAUUAGGAAAGCUCUUCUCCUGGAAGUUCACACUUGUAGGUUUCGAGAGGCCGAUAAUCGGAAGGGAUUUUUUGUCGCAUUUUCGUCUAAAGUUUAAUUUCGAGAAAAUGUGCCUCGAAAAUCCCGAAACGGGACUGGAAACUAUGAGAAUUUCAACAGUCGCUUGCGAGUGUCACAGAAAUGAAAACUCUAAUGAUGGCUGGCCUUAUGUGACCGCAAUUUCCAAAAGAAGUGUGAAUCACCGAAAUCAUGUCACUGAUAAAAUUUCAAAAAUCCCAUUCCUAAUUGGCGCUGCUUCAGAAAUUAGCGUUUUCCCCAAAUCAAAAUUGAGUGGUGAGAAUCUAGAACCUUUUGAUGGAUCUGUUGAGCUCCAUGGAAACUGCGAAGAUGUUGCACAAGUUCUCGGUUGGACGACCCGGAAAUUAGAUUUUGGAACAGGUCGAGAAUUCACUUGGAAAUUUGCAGUCAUCACGUCAGGUAUGCCAAUAAUUGGUCUCGAUUUUCUACAUAAGUUUGGCCUUGUCCAGCAACUAAAAAUGGGAUAUUUCGGCCUUUUUGACACGCGAACGAAAAUAUCAACGCCUGCGCCCAGUUUUCCUUGCGGAUGUGGAAAUCGCGUGUCUGGUUGGCCCACAUUUACUUCCUUAGUUGUAGAACCGAUUUCGAGAUCUGAAAAUCGGCGAGAAGUACAACCGAGGCCUGGUACUUCAAGUGAAAAUUCUGGACCUUCCAGACAAAAUCUUCCAACUUUUGAUCGGAACUCUAGAAAUCAUACAAGUUUUAGAGGUUUCCGUGGAAAUUCGAGACCAUUCAGAAGGCAUCGUUCACGAAAAUCAAAAACAACGAAAGAGGAAAACUAUAACACAAAUCCCGGAAUGGAUCGCAACGUUGCAGAAAAGAAAAAUUAUUCGAAGAAGAAACGGUUCGAUGUAAAACAUCGUUUGCACGUUGACGAUAAGAAUUCGAAACUGCCAUUUUUAAUCGGUAUUGCUGCACAAGUUAGUGUUUUCCCAAAAUCCGAGGUGAAAGAAGAGGAUUUGGAACCUUUUGAUGGUUCUUUUGUCCUCAAAGGAUGUGGAGAAAUUUUCCCGAUUCUGGGAUGGACGACCCGGACUUUGGACAUUGGAUUACCAAACAGAUACGACUGGAAAUUUGCUGUUAUUGACGUCAGUAAGCCAAUCCUUGGCAUCGAUUUUAUAAGUCACUACGAUUUUUCAAUCAGUGGCCAAAGUCUCAUUGAUAAAAAAACUAAUUUGACGACUCCGUCGCCAUCAGGACCUUGUGACUGUGGGAAAGUCCCUGAUGGAUGGUCAGUUUAUGUUUUAACGAAAAUACAAGUUUCUGGUAUAUCCAAGCCUGAUAAUCAAAAAAAGGGAAUUGGACAAUCAAAAACGGAAUCUGGAGGAUCCGAAAAUGUAAAACAUCGCUCGCAUGCCGAUUCUCAGAAUUCGAAACUGCCAUUUUCAACCGGAAGUGGAACCGAAAUUAGCGUUUUUCCGAAACCCGAGGUGCCAGAAGAGGAUUUGGAACCUUCUGAUGGAUUCCAGUUUGAAAAUGAUGAAAUACUGGUUUCUCUUCCAAUAAAAUCUGAACCAUCAAGAGAAGAAUGUGGAUCAUCAGAAAUUGUUUCUGAAAACCUGAAAGAAGAACCAGAACCAAAUGAAGAUGUACCUCAUCGUUUUCACGUUGACGACAAAAAUUCAAAACUUCCAUUUCUCAUAGGCAGUGCAGUCGCAGUUAGCGUUUUCCCAAAAUCCGCGGUAAAAGAGGAGGAUUUGGAACCUUUUGAUGAUUCCUUUGAGCUCAAAGGUGCAAAUGGAGAAGUUGUUCCGAUUUUCGGAUGGACGAAAAGAACUCUCGACUUAGGAUUGACAAGAACUUUUUACUGGAAAUUCGCAGUCAUUAAUAUCGGCAAGCCAAUCCUUGGCCGAGAUUUCUUGGGACAUUAUCGUUUUGCUAUUUCCGGUGAGGGACUCAUGGAUUCUGAAACCAAUUUAAUGACUCCGCGGCCAAAAGGGCCUUGUGAUUGUGGCAAAGUCCCCGAUGGAUGGCCAAUUAUCUCGCUUUUGAAAAAAAUAUCUUCUCGUCCAUCUGAGACUGAAACUAAAGAAGACAAAUCUUAUAAUUCUAAAGAACCGAUUACUUCCGAAGAGUCUGAUACUUCUGAAGAUUCCGAUACUUCCGUAGAAUCUGUGAAAUUUAAAGAAUUUCCUCAACAACAGGAAGCAGUUGAGGAAAAGUUACAAUCUGAUGUGACACACCGUUUUCAUGUUGACGAUAAGAAUUCGAAACUACCAUUUUUAAUUGGUACUGCAGCCGAAGUUAGCGUUUUCCCAAAAUCCGAGGUAAAAGAUGAGGAUUUGGAGCCUUUUGAUGGUUCCUUUGAACUCAAAGGGGCAAUGGGAGAAGUUGUUUCGAUUUUUGGAUGGACGACCCGGUCUCUGGACAUCGGAUUAACAAAGAACUUCACCUGGAAGUUUGCAGUUAUUGACUCCAGUAAGCCAAUUAUUGGCAACGACUUUAUAAUUCACUAUGGAUUUUUAAUCAGUGGCCAAAGUCUCAUUGAUAAAGAAACAAAUUUGACGGUUCCGCCUCCAUCAGGACCCUGUGACUGUGGCAAAUCCACUGAUGGAUGGCCAACUAUCUCUCUUUUAACGAAAAUACCAGUUUCUGGUCAAUCCAAGUCUGAAACUGAGACAUCUGAUACUUCUGAUGGAUCUGUAAAGCUUAAUGACGAGUCAAAAAAAAAUGUCAAAGAAUCGGAAGAAAAGGUAAAACAUGAGAUCAAUCACCGUUUCCAUUUGAUGGAUAAGAAUUCAGAAACCCUAUUUUUUAUCUCCGAAAUGGCACAAGUUAGUGUCUUUCCAAGAUCUCAACUUGAAGGACGCUCGAUCCAAGUUCCCGAAGGAUCAGAAAUCAUCGAUUGCGUCAGAUUAGUCUUUCCAGUUUAUGGAUAUGUGACUUUGAAAAUCGAUUUUGGAUUAGAGAGAGAAUUCGAGUGGAAGUUUGCAGUCGUCGAGUCGUCGAGGCCUAUCAUUGGUUUGGAUUUUCUGAAGAAGUUUGAUCUCAAGACUGAUUAUGAAAUGGAGUAUCCUAGACUUGUCGAUCCAGAAACGCAGCGGAAAACUGCCGAAUUUACAGGACCCUGUAGCUGUGGAGAUUCUUACGAUUUCCCUCUUUCGACGAUUUUAAGAAAAUCAGAUUCGGAAAGUAUUGCCGUUCAGGAGAAAGAUACGAUCACUGGUACUCGUUGUGCUGAUGAGAAGUGUUCUCAGGAGGAACGAAUUAUUCUUGUCGAGAGAGAAACUCAAAUGCCGUAUCUUCUGUCUCUCGCGGCAGUGAGUGUUUUUCCAAAAUCAAAAGCAAGGGAGGUCGAAAUUGAGCCCUUUGAUGAUUCUUUCAAUCUUAUCAAUGACUUCGGUUCAGUCGUUCCAAUUUAUGGUUGGAUUACACGCAAACUAGAUUUUGGAUUGGGAAGAUACUUUAUGUGGAAGUUUGUUGUUAUCAAUGUCGGCAGGCCGAUGAUUUCAAAUGAUUUUCUAUCUCAUUAUGGUUUCACCGUUGACUUUGAGAAUAGAAGCGUUUAUGAUUAUGCGACUUCAAAAGCGGUCAUUGGUUCGAUUGAGUUUUGCAAAUGCCAGGCAAAAUGCUACUGGCCAGAUAUUUCGAUGGAAAAAAGAGCUAAGAAGGAGAAAGACAAUGUAUCCACGGAUUCGACUGGUUGUGAGAGUUAUUAAUGAGCAACGCUUUUAUGUUGGGACUAUCUGGAAGCUUAUUAUUAUAUCAGAAAGAUCUGCAAAUCCUGGAGAAAAAGAAAAAAGGCGGAGCAGAAAGUUAAUUCUGCAAAUUCAAGUUGAAUUUUUUUUAGGGAGUUAUUUCUAUAAGAGUUUUUUUAUUUUAUUUAAUCUGUUGUGAACGUUUCGUGUAAUGUGAACGUUUUUAUUCCUUUGAUUUAGUUUUAUAUCCUUACGUUUGUUGGUUUGUUGUUUAAAUUCCGUGAAAAACAACGUGUGUACGAGGUUUGCCUAUAUUUCUUUAUGAGUAUUAUUAAGGGAUAUUUUUUUGCUCUCUAAUUUUGUGUUCUCAAUAAAUUAACUAUAAUUGUUUACU